GUUUGCCCAGUGUGCAAUGCCCUGCAUAGCUAGAGGAUGGCCGCAGGUUCGGACAUUGGCCCUGCCAGGGUACAGGAACUCGACAUACGGGUAGAAGAUUUCCUCGAUGAUAAACUUCAGUCAACCACGGACCUGGACAAUCUCGAGACGCUCCUUGCCAAGGUGGAACUCCAGCGCAGCCAACUCCAGUCCCAACUCGACAAUGCCGUCAAGCAGCUGCAAGAAGCUCGCGUCAGCUCACACGACCGACAGGCAACUCUCGCCACGCGGAUCCACGAAUUCCAAAGGCUCCAGCACAGCAUCGAUGCUCGAGUCAAGGUCGCCGCCGCCUCGGAGGCUCCCAACCAGGCCAUCGCCCGUCUCCAGCGCCCGAUGAAGCAGCUCCAGACGGUCGAGCUCGCGCACAAAUACCUGACGCUCCUACAGGACGUGGACAAGCUGAGGAAAGAGGCGCGCGCGCACUUGCCCGAGAGCCCCAGGGCGGCGCUCGAGCCGUACGCGAAGCUGAAGCGGCUGUCGGUCCGGCUGCAGGAGCUCUCGGGUCUCGCCGACGACGCGGCGGUGCACCUCGUCAACCACGUCGAGUCGGUGACGGAGACGCUCUGGGAGGACAUGAAGAAGACCAUGGCGGCGGAGCUGGAGGCGGUGCUGCGCGGGCGGUCGUGGCCCAUGGCCGUCGACCCGGCCGCGGGGAUGGACGAGGAGUGGCUGCGGUGUUUCGAGAAGCUGGUUGACCUGCAGGUCCCGGAGGUGGUGUACAGCCCCGAGACGGUGACGCUGCUGCCGUUCGACGCCAUGUGCAAGAUCUUCGUGUCCGAGUUUCGGUUUCAUUUCCUCAGCGACAAGCCGACCAGCAAGCCCGAGGCGAUCGGCACGCACUGCCUCCCCUGGUUCCUGGCCGUCAUCGAGAAAUGGGAGGGCUUUUUCAGGGACAACCUCGGCCACUUGUUGGCGGCCAAGUUCCAGGGUACGCCGGUGGCGAACAAUAUGGUCUACGUUGAUCCGGUGGGCGCUUUCAUUACGGCCAUGCUCCCUGUUUUGAGGAAGAAAGUGCACCAUGUCGUCGCGGACGCCGUAAAGGACCCCACGUUCCUGAGCAGCCUCAUGGUGCAGCUUAUGACGUUCGACGAGAACGUGAGGUCCAGGUUCGGCUACGACGGCGGAGACCCAGACCGUGGGUGGGCCGGGCUGACCACCGAGGUCCUUGAGAAGUGGUUCGAGCCGUGGUUCUUGGCCGAGAGAGAGUUUGCACUGGAGCGUUUCCGGGCUAUCAUGGAGUCCCGCGAAGCUCGGAAUAUCGAUUACGACUACGCGGGGCCGGGCAAGACGAAGCCGACAUACGCCGCUGUCCGCGUAACCGACCUCCUCAAGACCGUUACGUCGCAAUACGAAAGGGCAAGGAAGUUCAAACACAAGAUCCGCUUCCUGAUAGGCAUCCAGCUGGACAUCCUAGACGAGUACCACGACCGUCUCAGAGGCUCCUUGGAGGCGUACCAAGCGAUCACGUCCACCGUGGGACGCACGAUCCACGGUGUGACAAAGGAGCAACUCGCCGCCCUGGAAGGGACCGGCGCUUUGGAGACCCUAUGCAAGGUAUAUGGCAGUGCCGACCAUAUCGUCAACACGCUACGGGAUUCGAGCAACGAUGAAUUCUUCGUGACGCUCUGGGAGGAGCUUCAAAAUCGAGCAGAGCCUGUAGGGGAGCAGGGCAAGAUCGCGGGCGACAUGAGCUACGACGAGGUCAAGGAUCGCACAUCUGCUGCAGUGGGAUCUGACAAUGAGGACGGGGCUCUGUUCGACGAGACAAUCACGGCCUACAGCCUGAGGAGAAAGGCAGCCCAGGACUUUCUCAUCGGCGCGUUGACCAAGUCGCAUCAGGAUGCGUUCAGAGCCUACUCGAGCCGUGUCCAAUGGACAACUAUGGCCGACAAUGGCGGCGAAGUGGAUUCGAAUCAACUCGCCAUUACUCCUGAGCUGGAAGAACCUUUGAGGAUUCUCCGUCAAAACUUCGACUUCCUCCUCAAAGCCUUGAGCACGGCCGCGUUCCGGCGCAUCUGGCGUGGGGCGCUUGACAAGCUCCAGGACCUGCUGUGGACGGACGUGCUGAUGCGGCAGAGAUUCACGGCCUUGGGCGCGGCCCAAUUCCGGCGCGACCUCAACGCCAUCUUCGCCCUCGUCGAACGAUACAUCCCCGGCGGCUUGGGACCUCUCGCUAGCCUCGACGACGCCCUGCUGCUGCUUAACUUGCCUGUGCACCCCGCGAAGCCGCAGGAAGGCGAGGAGGCGUGCCUAUCACUCAAGCAGGCCACGGACCGCGUCUUCACGGACAACGCGGAGGCGAAGCGCGUGUUGGAGGAACUGGGCAUCGAGACGUUGACGCCGGCGAAUGCGCGUCACAUUUUGCAGCGGCGGGUGGAAAACGAAGUGUAGGGGGGAGAGAGAGAGAGAGAGAGAGAAGCACAGCUCUGCCACACGUAACGUGCCAACUAUCCAACUAUCCCUAACGCCUUGGAAUGAACACAAGGAAAAGUAUAUGGUCUACCACCUGAUAAAGUAAAGAUGUUUGCAUAAUAUGACAUGACAU
Messenger RNA from Sodiomyces alkalinus F11, 2584 nucleotides. Its product is annotated as RINT-1 family protein. Gene Ontology annotation, cellular component: Dsl1/NZR complex. The record is from RefSeq and is a predicted model, not a curated record. The transcript is spliced from 3 exons. NCBI's taxonomy places the organism in Eukaryota, Fungi, Ascomycota, Sordariomycetes, Glomerellales, Plectosphaerellaceae. Gene Ontology annotation, biological process: regulation of ER to Golgi vesicle-mediated transport; endoplasmic reticulum to Golgi vesicle-mediated transport; retrograde vesicle-mediated transport, Golgi to endoplasmic reticulum. Bases 37 to 2430 code for a protein of 797 amino acids.